AGAAGAGUCGUUGGUUUGCGGAUAAAUUUCUGCCGCGAGUUUUUGUUUUCACUGAACUGUGAACAGUCCAUAAACUCUGUGAAGAAAAUCGUGUCGUUUUCAGGAGCUUGAUUCCCCUACAAGAAAAUGUCAGAUGAUACAGACGAAACUCAUCAGAGGUUAAAGGCAGCUGUACAUUACACAGUGGGUCGUCUGUGUCAGAAGAUCGGAGAGGACCACCGGAGGGAGUUCAGUAGACAAGUCAUAGCAGCGAUAGCAGAGACGACGUUCAGACAGUGUGAUGUAUUUGCUAAAGACCUGGAGGCUUUUGCAAGGCAUGCAAAAAGAAGCACAGUCAAUACAGAGGAUGUUAAACUUGCAGCCCGUCGCAGUACUGCUUUGUCCAUCUACAUACAAAAUAAAAGUGAAGAACUGACCCAGGAGCAGAGGGAUUUGAAAAAGAAGGGUACUGGGAAGAGGAAGAGCAGAGACACUGAGGAGGACAGCAGAGAAUAAGGACAGGACAAAGGCAAGCCUGCAGUGUCUCACUCGUGCCCAACAUUCAAACCAACAUGAAGAUUCACUAAUACAUGACAGUGAGUCAAGUGACACUCAAGUCUCUUGGUUAUGUUUCUCGAGUUAUGCAUUUCAGAGAGUCGACAGCAUGAGACUUUGUUAUACCACAGUAAACUCUCUGCAGGUUCAGAACAAAUAUCUUCCAGCUUCUACUGUCACCUGCUAAUGUAAUGUCAAACUGCAGUGCAUCUGGCACAGGUCUGACAUCUGAAAAUGCCCAUGUAUGAACUGAAAAACAUUAAAGUCUUAUUCUUUAAAGCA
Molecule: messenger RNA, 816 nt
Organism: Acanthochromis polyacanthus (spiny chromis)
Lineage: Eukaryota; Metazoa; Chordata; Actinopteri; Pomacentridae
Gene: cenps
Product: centromere protein S
Exons: 6
Coding region: 127-495 (122 amino acids)
Biological process (GO): resolution of meiotic recombination intermediates; replication fork processing
Cellular component (GO): Fanconi anaemia nuclear complex; FANCM-MHF complex
Molecular function (GO): protein heterodimerization activity; chromatin binding
Source: RefSeq, a predicted model, not a curated record